AUGUCAAAGGCUUCCAGAAAAGCGAAGAAUAAUGAGGAUAAGGCAGGAAGAGAUGUAGUGGCAAGUAUUCUAACAGCUCGUCAGCCCAAGGGGGUGCGGUCACUGAACACCUACAAAGCUUAUUCUAAGCUUUACUAUGCUUCAUGCAUAAAGCCGGUAGUAGAUGCCAAGAUGAAAGUGCUCAAGCUUCCAGCGGGUGAUGGAGGCAGUGAAGGGGAUGAGGAGGGUGAGAAAGAAAUUGAAGGGAAGGAUGAGUCGACACAGAAGAAGCCCAAGGCCAAAAGAGUCACUGUGAUGAAGCGAAUUACAAGGGAAAUGUAUGAAACCGAGACUCCUGAGGUCAAAGCUGAGGUGGCAGCAUAUGUCAAGCAGAUCAAUGACGAGAAAACUCAACUGUUAGAGGCUGCCAAAGAACUAUUGAUUGACUUGUUGAUGUCCUCACCAAAUUCUUCCAAGAACUUCAACAUCUCACUGGGUGGUCCUACUCCUGUUUUGGGAGGAAAAAUUGAUGUUAGUAGUUUUCAUGUUGGUUGUACAGAAAUGGGAAACCUGUUCUCAGACACAUAUCCCAACUUCAAUGGCAGGAUUAUGAAACCCUGGCUAGAAUUUGUCAAUCGAGUAUAUCCUACUGCUGCAGCAAAGGCAUCAGCAGGUGGUGUUCAAGGGAUGAAUGAACUGAUAAAGAUUGAUAAUGAUGUAUCAGUAUCCCACGGCACUUCAGAUGCAUUUACAUCCACACUACUCCCACCACUUGAUGAGUCAGAGGAGCUCAGGUGCUUGGCAGACAACUUCCUUGCAACCUUUGGAUCCCUGCUGCUCUCUUCUUAG
This is a messenger RNA of Suillus plorans, 828 nucleotides long. RefSeq lists its product as uncharacterized. The record is from RefSeq and is a predicted model, not a curated record. The coding region runs from base 1 to 828 and encodes 275 amino acids. NCBI's taxonomy places the organism in Eukaryota, Fungi, Basidiomycota, Agaricomycetes, Boletales, Suillaceae. The transcript has 3 exons.